AUGAAUUCAUUACCAAUUGAAACAAAACUUGAUAUAUUUAAAUUCCUUAAUUUCACUCAAUUAUUCACUUUUAAACAAACAAAUUAUUAUUAUCGAAAUUUAAUUAAUAAAUAUGCGGCAGAAUUGGCUCGUAUGAAAUUCAACAAACUUUCAUUGUGGCAAGCAGCUAUAUCUAAAUCAAUUUCAUUGUUUUUACAUGAUUUUGAACCUAACAAAGAAUUUAUUGUUUGUUUGGAGAGAACAUUUUUCUAUGCAAAUGAUAAAAAACCUCGUUAUUAUCUUUUGAAAUUGCCCAACAUUCCCAAAAAUAUGGAAGAAAUGAUUAUUACCCGAAAUUGUUUGGAACAACUUUUUAAUUGUGCCUUUGAAUAUGCCUAUUUUAAUAAAAUUGUGUUUAAUCCAGAAAUAAUUAAUUUAUUAUUUGAUAACAACCAAACAAUUUCUCCACAAUUUCACAUUCAAAAACCCUCUCUAUCAACUAGCAAUAAUUUAUUUGAAAAUAUUUUUAGAUUCGUUUUGAAUCAUUUAAAGAUUUUUGAAUUUGUUAGUGUUGAUUUCAAUCACAUGGACAUUCCAGAGGAAAAUACAUAUAAAUAUUUUGUUUAA
Molecule: messenger RNA, 606 nt
Organism: Meloidogyne enterolobii
Lineage: Eukaryota; Metazoa; Nematoda; Chromadorea; Rhabditida; Meloidogynidae
Source: the annotation of a GenBank genome assembly